Molecule: messenger RNA, 4035 nt
Organism: Oryza brachyantha (malo sina)
Lineage: Eukaryota; Viridiplantae; Streptophyta; Magnoliopsida; Poales; Poaceae
Product: protein STICHEL-like
Exons: 7
Coding region: 183-3641 (1152 amino acids)
Biological process (GO): DNA-templated DNA replication; DNA repair
Cellular component (GO): DNA polymerase III complex; nucleus; DNA replication factor C complex
Molecular function (GO): DNA-directed DNA polymerase activity; ATP binding; DNA clamp loader activity
Source: RefSeq, a predicted model, not a curated record
GUGGGUUCAUUCGCAAACGCACUAUGUCUUUUUGUAUUCCGGUCGAUUUGAAUUUUUAGGAGGGGUUGCAAAAUGUGUGGUGAUCACACUUGCUAACUGAAGGUGGUUUGCUUGGGAGAAAGACCACAUCUGUUCUUGGACAGUGCAUUCUUUGCUGGACAUGUCAUCAUUCUAGUUCAGAGAUGGGACCUAUGGUUGAAGGGUGUGUUGGCCCAAGUGAACUUCACUUGAGGAAGGAGCUUACUGCUUUGCGGAAGGCACGAUUCUUGCGAGAUCCUGAGACUUGCUCCACGUGGAGGUCCCCUUUGGAUUCUAGGCCAUUGGAGGCAGCUUCAAGCAUUGCACACAACGAUGGAGUUGGAGAUAGUAUAGCACCAAAGCAUACUGAAUCACCUGCACCAUCAAAAGGUGAAAAGAAGCAAAAAAGGGUUUAUCUCUACAACUGGAGGCAGUAUUCUAACAAGUCCAAUGGAAGUGGAAUGAAGUUAGAUGAGGACACUAAUCUGGAAAGUCCACACAAUUCUAACGGUGUGAGAUUGAAAGGCAAUGCGUUUCAGGAUUCUCCGGUCAACACCUACAAUUUUCAGAGCUCAACAUCAUGUACUCCCAUUAAAAGAGUAGCCAGAAGAAGCAGGGUUUUGUUGUCAAAGAAAGGAACAAUAAGAGAUCCAGCUGUUUUAAAGUUGCUUGAUCUUCAUGUCAACUCCGGUGAGCAAACUGAGGACACUGAGAACUGCAAUUCAGAGAGCCAGGAACUGUUUCAGGAGGGAGGUUAUCUUUCAGGCACAGCAUCUCCACCGUUUGCUGCGUGUGGAUGUGUGAGUGCUUCAAACACCUCCAGACUACUGAAAGUGAGUAGAAGGGAGGGAUCUUCCUUUUCUUGCACCCCUAUAUCAACUAGAUCCUAUUACAAACAUGGAAGAGCAAACUCAAGUACAAUUGGUUCAUGGGAUGGAAGGACUGCUACUUCUUUUGAUGGUGAUGAGUCUAACCAAUCAACAUUGUGGAGAAGUCGGAGGUCCCGUGUGCCUCCUGGCUACUCAUCAAAGAGGAAUAAACAUAAAGGAUCUAAAAGAAGUUAUUCUCCUUCACUCUCUGAUAUACUUAGAAGAAAAGGUAGCGGCCUAUUAUGCGGGAGUCAGACACUGCAUAGGAAGAAGAGAUCAUUUGGUUCAUUGAAGUGGGGCCAUUCAAAAACAUCUGCCCAUGGAAUGUCACUUUUAGAUGAUAGCUGUGAUUUUGGUUCUUUGUCGUUUGAUUCAUCAAGUGAUGAACUCUCAACCAAUGUAGGGGAGAUUGAUUUGGAAGCUUUGAGCCGGUUGGAUGGGAGAAGGUGGUCAAGCUGUAAAAGCCAGGACGGGGCAGCUGAUCUGGCAAUGGCAGACCGGAGAAGUUUGAGCCAGAAGUACAGACCAAAGAUAUUCACUGAAAUUGUUGGCCAAAAUAUUGUAGCACAAUCACUUAGUAAUGCUAUCACAAGGGAAAGGAUAGCCCCAGCCUAUCUUUUUCAAGGUCCUCGUGGGACAGGGAAAACAUCCGUUGCAAGGAUAUUGUCAAUGGGUCUUAGUUGCCUUGCUACUGAAGAUAACAAACCCUGUGGAAUUUGUAAGGAGUGCACAGACUUUCUCAGCGGAAAUGGAACUAACUUAAUUGAAGUUGAUGCAAGCAACAGGAAGAGUAUAAACAGAAUCAAGAACUUGCUGGAAAAUAUACCUCCAUCAGCAACUUCAUCCCGGUAUAAGUUGUUUGUUGUUGAUGAAUGCCACAUGGUAUCUUCCAAAAUGUGGUCAGCAUUUAUGAAGUUUCUUGAUGAACCGUUACCUCGUGUUGUCUUUGUAUUCAUAACAAUAGAUCCUGAUAACCUGCCUCGUGCUGUAAUAUCACGUUGUCAAAAGUUCGUAUUCUCAAAGAUCAAAGAUAUUGACAUCGUGUGUUGUUUGAGAAGAAUAUGUGUUAAGGAAAAUCUUGAUGUUGAGUUAGCAGCUCUAGAUUUGAUAGCUCUACAUUCAGACGGUUCACUACGAGAUGCAGAGACAAUGUUAGAUCAGUUGAGUUUGCUGGGAAAAAAGAUAACUCCUUCACUUGUCAAUGAUCUAGUUGGGGUUGUCUCAGAGGAGAAAUUGCUUGAUCUACUUGAGAUAGCUAUGUCGUCAGACACAGCUGAAACAGUCAAAAGAUCCAGAGAGCUGAUGGAUUCUGGUAUUGAUCCAAUGGCAUUGAUGUCUCAGUUAGCUGGGCUUAUCAUGGACAUCAUUGCUGGUACAUAUAAAUUAGCUGAUUCUACUGCCAAUGAUAUGGCAGUUGGUGGUCGAAGUUUAACUGAUGGAGAGCUGGAAAGAUUACAGCAAGCAUUGAAGAUUCUUUCUGAUGCCGAAAAGCAGAUAAGGCUUUCAAGUGAGCGUUCCACGUGGUUCACGGCAGCUCUAUUACAACUCAGUUGUGGUCAUAGUUCAGAAAUGAACCCAGCAAGAAGCAGCACUACAGAGUGCCACAAAUCAAUGAAUGAUGCAGUGACUGAAGCAGGAAGAGAAUCAUUGUCUAGCAGGACCGCUUCACAUUCUAUAUCAGCUUUUGGCGUUUCAAAGAAGCUACUUGACACCAAAACAACCAGUCUGCAUUCAAGCCCUCAGGCCCUUGCCUCGCAUUCAUCUAGGUCAAGAUUGAAUGUCAACUUUGCUUAUGGAGGAGAAUGUAUGUCUGUUGAUAGAAUUCUACAGGAUUCUACUCAAAGGAGUACAUAUUCUGAUCAAAAGGGCCUGAUGAAUGGAAACUCGGAUAGUCUUACCCAUAUCUGGAUGAGAUGCAUUGAAAACUGUCACUCCAAGACUUUGCAGCAGCUACUUUUCGACCAUGGAAAACUAGUUUGUGUUAGGCAAUGUGAAGGCUAUGUGCUUGCUUUUAUAGCAUUUGAGGAGUGCAGCAUAAAAUCUCGGGCUGAAAGAUUUUUGAGCAGCAUUACAAAUUCAAUCGAGACAGUGCUGAGGUGCACUGUGGAAGUCAGAAUGGGUCUACUACCUGAAUUGGUUGCUGCUGGGCUAGCAUUAGAGAUGGGGCCUAAAGUAAGACGAACCGAGUCUGAUAUCUUGAGUUGCUCAUCAAAUGGUGACCAACUGAAGGCUACUUUGAACACUUCAAAUAGAAAUUUUGAUUAUUCCAAAGAAGCAAAGAAAGAAUUAGAAGUUCCUACAAAUAUGUCAAAGAUACCAAUGGUCGAUGAGCAAAGGUUGGAGAGUGCUUGGCUCCAGGCUGCUGAAAAACACACGCCUGGCAUGAUAAGUCAAGCAAGACCUGAUAGACAUCAGGUUCUGCCACAACUUGUGAGCCCAUAUGAAAGGAGAUCCUCAAUGGCCCUGGUUGUGCCCUCGUGCCAAGCAGAUGAAGAUCUUGCUCAUGAGAUAAAGGCUCUGAAGAUCGUUGACCGUUACGGUGUCCAGAAAGAUCAGAAUGGACGAACUGACAACAGAAAUUUCAUGUCACCGAGCAAGCUGCAAACCGAUGAUUAUUGCAUGGAAAAUUGUGACAAAGAGAGCAUUUGCUCAGAACCUGGACGACCUGGUUGCCCUGGCCUUUUCCACUGUUGGCGAACUCAAAGAUCAAAGAGGAUAAAGGUGAAGAGACAGAUGCAUGUGAAAUCUUCUUGAUCUGAUAGAGCAGACAUGUUUGGUGAUCUAGCGAGCCCUGGAAUAGAAGGCACAUUUCAAAUAUUCGUUCUGCAGGAAAUGCCACAUAUAGCUUAGAAUUAAAAUUAAUAUGACACAACAUCACCAUCUUUCUCCCAUGAUUCAUUUUCUAGCAUGAUCACAUCGCUCUGAAUCUCUGAUGGCCUAAUAUUUCUGGCUUUCUUGAGACAGGAGUUGAGACAGUUUAGACUAUUUGUCAAGCAUGUUACCAUCAAGUGUUGUCGUUCUUGACAGUGUAUUUCAUAAGUUGCUCUAGCAAGUUUAUGGUGAGUUCUCAAAAUGGAAUUUGUCCUUGUACAGAUAUUUGAUCUCAUUGUUUUUGCAUGAAAGACUUGAUCCUAUGAGGAUUAUCUCA